AUCGUUCGAACGGGCCGCACUAUCGGUCGAGCGACCGAAGUCGCGAGCGCGCCUUCCAACAAUAACGUUUCAAAUUCAAUUCAAUUGGUUUUAACAAUAUUCUCAAUUAAUUUACAAUUAGUGUUACGUGCAAUGGAUCCGGAGAAGAAGCAAAGUGAAGAAGUGACGGUAGACGACAUUUUAAGGAUUUUGGGACCGUUUGGCAAAUUCAAUGUAUACAGUUUUAUGUUGAUAUUAUUCCCAGUUUUUUUGGCCGGGAUGUAUUCUUCUGUGUAUAAUUUUGAAGCUAUGGAUCUUAAAUAUAGAUGUUCGAUACCAGAGUGCGAAGAAGACCCUUCAAGGAUAAACUACACGAUUCCCCAUGAACCCGACGGGACGCCUGCCAAGUGCUUCCGAUACGCUCCCUUCAACACCACUGUAGGAAACGGGACCUUCUGCGCACCCCAUUACUUCGAUACAUCGACGAAGAUUGAGUGCGAUUCCUACGUGUAUUUAGAAGAGCAUUCUAUUGUUAAAGAGCACUGGAACUAGUCGGGCCUAAAGGCAGGGUCUUCAUCAGCUUGCUUUUCAACACCAUGUUUAUCCUCGGCGGAGUCACAGUCACACUACUCUCGUGGUGGCUUCAGAACUGGAGGCACCUCCUCUUCAUCAGCUACGCUCCUUCCAUCUUCGUCUUCGUGUACAUCUGGAUGCUGACGGAAAGCUUCAGAUGGCUCUUCAGCAAAGGAAGAUAUGAGGAUGGCCUCAACGUUCUCAGCAAAUCCGAAAAAAUGAAUAACGCUAGCGUACCCAAAGACCACUAUGACCAAGUAGAAAAACAAGCGACAAGACAAAGAGAUGAAAGGAAAUGUGAGUCGAAGGAACGGAACCAGUCUACAUUCAACCAAUUGUUGACAUCUCCUAUGAUAUGGAAGAGGCUGUUUACUUGUUCAUUCCUGUGGAUUUCGUCCACUCUAGUCUAUUAUGGUUUGUCUAUAAACGCUAUAGAGCUAUCGGGGAAUAGUUAUGUGAACUACAUCGUUGUUUUGGUCAUCGAAGCGCCGGCUAACAUCUGCAAAUUAGUCUGCUUGGACAGAUUUGGGAGGAAGAGGGUCAUAGCUUUCGCUUUCUUUAUGACUGGAUUGAUUUUGAUUAACUACGGAUUCGUUCCUGCGGGCAAUUGGUCGAUACUUCUGUACCUUGGAGGCAAGUUCUUCAUCACGUUGGCGUACAACUCUCUCUACGUGUUCGCUGCCGAAGUGUUCCCGACCAACUACAGGACUUCGUUACUAGCCAUGUGUUCUACGAUAGGUAGGACUGGCUCGACAGUUGCACCACAAACUCCUUUAUUGACAAGAUACUAUGAAUACCUACCGACGAUGCUCUUUGGCUGUAUGGCGGCUCUAUCUGGCUUCCUAGUCCUAACAUUACCAGAGACAAACAAUCUCAAACUGCCAGACUCUUUAAAGGAGGCCCAAGAACAAGACAGAAAAGAUCAGCCACAAGAACAGACUACAGAAAAACCUACAGAUACAAAAACACGGCUUUAAAUUAAAAAAAUAAGAUUGUAUAACAAAGUAAAUUGUCGCUCCACAUCAAUUCGACUAAAAUGGUGCUAUUGAUAAACAAAAUUACGGUAAUUUACAUGUGCCAGUCGUAGGGAAAUAGGAUAAACUUUGUACAAACAUCAGGUUAAUUGUUUUAUUGCGAUAUGCUUUACGUUAGAGUUUCCAUGCUAAAAUUUAUUGAAAAGCGAACUAAUAAAAUUUCAUAUUUAUAUCAAAAUGUUAUCGACAUACAAAUAUUUAAAAGGAAUCGUCGCUGGAAUUUGAAUUUAGAAGUUGUAGGUAUAUUCCAUUUACAAAUAUCGCCGUUUUGUGUUCUAUUUUAAAAUUCCAUAUCAUUUUUUAAAAAAAAUAUAAUUAAUUUGGAAUUAUGGCAUUUGUGUGUUUUUUUUUUUAUUAGUUCACGAGGUUGUAUUUUAUGCAAUAAAAUCUGGGGUGCCAAAGGCUCGUGAUGUUAAUUAGAUAAGUUUUAGUAAAAGAUAAUAUUACUUAUGCCGUCGGAUAUUGUAGAAUACGUUAUUUUCGAAUGUAAUUACUUUUAUAUAUUUACAAACACUGCAGGUAAAUUGCGAAAUGUUCGUUCAUUUGUAUAAUAUUAUCUGUAUUUCAAGAUAACCUCAAAAAUUUGUAAAUAGAGGACACACUUUGUAAAAGUACGAAUUAUACAGAGUAACAACGACAUAAUAAAAUUCACCUCGUAGGAAUGGUGGCAGUGUGUUUAGGCUGUGAGAUUGGAAAAGAUUUAGAUUUGAUUCCCAGGUCGAAUAAUUAAAAAAAAAGUGACGCUAGUGACCUGAGAUCAAAA
Molecule: messenger RNA, 2349 nt
Organism: Manduca sexta (tobacco hornworm)
Lineage: Eukaryota; Metazoa; Arthropoda; Insecta; Lepidoptera; Sphingidae
Product: organic cation transporter protein
Biological process (GO): transmembrane transport
Cellular component (GO): membrane
Molecular function (GO): transmembrane transporter activity
Source: RefSeq, a predicted model, not a curated record